Messenger RNA from Exaiptasia diaphana, 3420 nucleotides. RefSeq lists its product as uncharacterized. NCBI's taxonomy places the organism in Eukaryota, Metazoa, Cnidaria, Anthozoa, Actiniaria, Aiptasiidae. The transcript is spliced from 8 exons. The record is from RefSeq and is a predicted model, not a curated record. Bases 284 to 1795 code for a protein of 503 amino acids.
CAGCGCGGGUAAAAAGUUCGGAAAUCUUUACGAAGUUGGCUUUUCUCGUCGUGGUUUUUCUUGGUCAUCUGGAUUUCCUGCUCGUUACCAUCGCUUUAAACAGAAUCUUUGAAUAACGUCCGACUCUCGUGAACUUUAUAUUUACCACAGAGAAGCGUUUAUUGACUUGUUUUCCUUCUUUGAAAACAAAACAACAGCUCAAGUGGCUACAAUGUAACUGGUAUUUUGACGCCUUUACAUUUCUCUGUAACCCCCUCAAGUAAAACAAGAGAACAGUCUUAUCAUGGAUCUUGAAGAAAUAGCAAGCUAUUGGGCUCGAUUCCAUUUGUCAUUCUCGUGGGAUUAUCCGGAGGGACUCGACUUACAAGCUGUACAACAAGCCGUCUUUCAUGUCGUUGGCGAAUCCGAUGGAAGGUCACAAGAUCAACUUGUGGUUGGUUCUGUGCAAUCUGCUGGUGCUGGUGUUGUGUUAACACAGCCUAUUCCUGUCUCUGACAAUGUUCCAUGUGAAUUAAGUUUCACUGCACAUCCCAUGUCAGAUGAGUUUUGUAUCAAGAAUGUUGUCAUAGUGUCAGAAGCAAGAAAUGUUGAACUUUAUGUGGAUGGUUGCUAUGCUAAGACGGCAAGGGGUAUUAUGCUCACUAUAAGGAAAGGCAGAAAAGUAUCUCUAUUUGAGACAGAGUUUGAUUUAUCAGAAUAUGUGAGAGGAAAAUGCAGAUGUGCAAUUAAGUUUUUAUCCUUCCCACAACCCCAUGCUGUAAGAAUCCAGACAAUUGUGGUGAAAGUAGCAAAACGACCAGCAAUGAAUUCCUCACAAGCACAGGAUGUUCCUGGAAUUCAGACUGGCAUCAAUCUUAUACCUGGCUCUGUGGAUCUUGUGAGUGUUAAAGAGUUUAUCAAAACAUCAGGUAAAGAAUUGACUCCCGAGGCUGAGAAACUUCUGGCAUCCAUGGAGCAAAUGCAAUGGGCUCAGGGUGUCCAAAUGCGUCAAUCAAGGCCAAGGUCACGUAGCAUGGAUAUCAAGGCAGACAGAGAUGACCCUACUCCACCUCACCGUUUCAGUGUUGCCAGUGAUGGCAGUCUUCUUCAACAAGCAAUUGCAAGAGCAAGAGAACUUGAAGAAGAAGAUCAGUACAAUAGGAGAGACCAUGUUGGUAGUCCUGGCAAUAAUGAAUCAUUGAUAAACAGACUAGCAGGACUAAUGAUAGAUCGAAGCAAUCAUCGUGAAAAUGGACCUAUUAUUCACAAUGGGGACAUCAUUCCAAAUGGUGAUAGACAUCCAGAGGAACAGGCUCAGGCACGCUGGGAAGCUUAUGUUCAAACUAGACUCCAGCAAGGUCAUCAAGACAUGAAUGCAACAUCAAGAAUUAGAACACAUUCAAGUCACAGUACACCAAGCAUACUUGGACAUGGUAUGCACUAUGAUGAACCUGACCGACCAUCCCCACCAUCCCCUCCCUUAGGUACUAGUUCAACAAAAGUUUCUUCAGCACCUGAACUUGGUACAAAAACGAGGUGUGUUGCAUGUGGUUGUCCAGGGUGUCUCUCUGUAUACAAUUCCAUCACCACUAAUAUCUACUCAACAGAAGAGAGAAUCAUGGCUAAAGUGGAACAGAAAGUACAGCAACUUCAACACCACAUAGAUUCACAGUUUGAUGCUCUUUACCAGUCAUUACAGUUGCGACAGGAACAAUUAGUUGCUCAUGCAUUGCAUGGCAAUAAUUUGCAUCAUCAAGGUGCGGUACCAAGCCGACGAAUAAGUGCCAAUUCAAAAGUUGGUGAUACAUCUGUUUGACAGUAAAAAAUGCUUUAAUGCCUUUUUAGUUAAGUGGCCUUAUUGUCAAAGGAAUAGAGAAUGAAUUGCCUAUUUUCAUGUGGGAGACUGGGUGCAAGUCCCGUAAUUUGCACAAUUAUGGUGAAAUAGGAAUUGAUACAUAGAAUGAAAAAAUGCACUUUUUAAAAAUAAAAGUGUGAAUGACUGACAGUAAAAAAUAUAUUUUUUUAAGAAAUAUAUGAGAAUUUGGAAAAAUUUGGAUUCAACUGUGUCCGUUCAAUACAUUUCUUUGGAAAUUUUUUUUAAAAAGAAUUUUAAGGCUGUAAAUCUAGUUGACACCAAACUUUGUGAGUUUCUUAUUUUCCGUGCCAUCUUAUGUUCCAUAUACGUAUUAUUUACCAAUGUGAGGAUUAAGGGACCCAGUCUCCCAUAGUAUGACCAGGCAUUUUUGUACUGUAUUAAUAGUCUUCUUCACGGUUCUCUGCGCCAUCUUGAAAGGAAGCUGUGCCUUUGCAUCGAAGCGAGACAACCGUUGAGCAUGCAUGAUAGAAACCUUCUUUCUUACCCACAGACAAUUAUUCACAGUUUUCUAUCAUUACACACUCAACGGUUGUCUUGCUUCGAUGCAAAGGCAUGGCUACCUUUAAAGAUGGCGCAGGGAACCGUGAAGGAGACUGCUAAGAGUUCAGUGCAUUACAAGGGCCCUCUUAAAAUAUGUUUUGUACAUACAAACACUAUUAUGAAUGCCUAUCGUUAUGAUAGAGUGGAAACAUUAAACCCAUGAAACAAAAGCUAAUGGUCAAGACUUUAAUAAUUAGAUACACCUACUAAAGAAAAUAAUGGAGUUGGUGACUAGAUUGUACAUACUGAUUAUUAUAGGUGACCUUUAUUGUAGUAUUUAUUUAUAUAAUACUGCAGACAAUGGUGUGACUUUUUCAGAUGAUAAAUAUUAAGUGAAAUUGUCUAUAGACAUCAUCAGAUACAUAAGCUCCAGAUUUUUAAAAAAGGUGAAAACUCCUAACUAAACUUUUUUUAGUUUUUUAUUUUUGCUAGAAGGUUUAUUGAGACAAAUUAAACUUUUUUUCUAUAAUAUAUAAUAAGCAUAAUUCAUCUACUGGAUAUUUAUGUUUCAUCGUUUAGUGUUAGAGUACAAACACUAAAACUGUGCAACAUAAAUAACACUAAAUACUGCUAAAUUAUGCUAAUUCUAUUGUGUUCUAUUAUUUAAUUAACACUAUUUUGUAGUAAAUAGUGGAAAGUGUUGCACACAUUUAAUGUUGGUACUCUACUUUGUACUCUAUUGCCUAUUCUGAAAAUAUUUUUUGAACCAAAGAGAUGUUUGCAAACCCUUGAUAUUUCACUUUGGUCAUAAUUGGUUUCCUCAUCCACAGGGAUCCCAACAGGGCUGCUAUGAAGACUAAGAUUUUAAACCACUUGCACAAGAAUUUUGAAAGUAGUCAAUAGCAUCUAUUCUAUUUACGAUUUUAUCAGUAGUUUGGGGUUGCGACUAGGAAGUAAUAAGAAUUGUAUAUAUUUUUAGAGAUAUUUGAUAUAAUAUGUGAAUUUGAAAUUAGUUCCUUUGAGGAGUUUUUCAAGGAUUUUAUCUUGACGAAAAUGUGAUGAAAUAAAUGCCGGUAUUAAUGUAA